Messenger RNA from Solanum dulcamara, 3318 nucleotides. RefSeq lists its product as uncharacterized. The record is from RefSeq and is a predicted model, not a curated record. NCBI's taxonomy places the organism in Eukaryota, Viridiplantae, Streptophyta, Magnoliopsida, Solanales, Solanaceae. Bases 745 to 2865 code for a protein of 706 amino acids. Gene Ontology annotation, molecular function: FAD binding. The transcript has 13 exons.
AUUAAUUUGAUAUUUGGAUGUAAAAGUAAUUCAAAAAUACAAUAAAGAAUUUGUACAAGUAAAUCACAUUACUAUGACUCUUUCAUUGUUCAUCGAGCUGUUUGGCAGCCAAGUUAUGAUAUCCUCAAUAUUGUAGAGCAAAACAUCGAAAAAUUAAUGGUGGAUAGCCAAUCAACCGGCCUGAAAGUAGUAAAUGAGGACUCAUUCAGGGAUGAGGAUGUCAAAAGUGGAGCAAAAUGGAAAACCUCAGGCCGCGUUCUAACUAUUUUUCAAGAUUGAGCUCGGUUAAUGAUAUGAAAGUUAAAUAUCUAUCUUUCUUUCUUCUCCAGACAGUAUUUUUCAGUGAUUCAGCACAGGAGACAGUUUUGAAUAUUAGACAAGAAGAGGUAUCUGAUUGGAUCGUAGCAUCUACGCACUCUACGAGGAGGUAGGGCAAGGAACGAGUGUCUGCGUUCAUUGCUCUCUUUGUAUCCUCUGAAUGAAAUUGCAUUGUCAAAAUCCUAGACUUCGAGCGCGAUAAUUGCAAUCUGAAUGAAGUCACGUGUGCAUGAAAAAUCAACAGUCUUGAUUAAUCCAUGUUGCUGUGAAGGUUCGCAGAUGUGGCAUGUUUGGAGCUUAAAUGGCCAUGGGUGCACAUGCAAAAUUUUCAUCAGUCACAUAAACCCAUGCCAGUGAAUUUAUUCGGUCCAUCCAAUCAGUCAGUUGGGUAAAAAUAAAAUCAUAAUAGAGUUAAUCCCUUUCUCAAUGGGAAUUUGGGGGAUUAGUGCAAGGAGGAGGAAUUGGCUUGGCCUCUGCAACGUUAGUUGGAGAAUGAGUAGACAGUCAUUCAGGCAAAUUGGUCAAAGAACAUUUUCAGAUUCUUACACCGUCAAAGGUGACGAUUCUGUCUUGCCGGUGUUGAUUAUCGGUGCUGGUCCAGUUGGGCUGGUUCUCUCCAUACUUCUAACGAAACUAGGUGUAAAAUGUGCGAUCUUAGAGAAGAACAAGGCCUUUUCCACACAUCCUCAAGCACACUUCAUCAACAACCGGUCUAUGGAGGUAUUUCACAAAUUGGAUGGUCUUGGAGAUGAGAUUCUAAGGUCUCAACCACCCGUAGAGUUUUGGAGAAAGUUUAUAUACUGCACUUCACUGACGGGACCUAUUUUAGGUGCUGUUGAUCAUAUGCAGCCUCAAGAUUUUGAUCAGAUUGUGAGUCCUGUCUCUGUUGCACACUUCUCCCAGUACAAACUCUCCAGAUUGCUGCUUAAGCACCUUGAGAAACUUGGUUUCCAUAUGAUAAACUCUGAAAAGCGUGAGCAUGGUUCUAUUGGCGAGAGGGAGAUCUUUAUGGGGCAUGAGUGCAUUGCAAUCAAUGGUGCUGAGCGUGGUGUCACUGUUACAGCCUCUUUCCUUUCUGAAGGGAAGUAUAUAACGAGAGAUAUUCAGUGCCAUUUCCUUGUUGGUACAGAUGGUGCAGGAAGUAGUGUCAGAAAGUGUUUAGGAAUUAACAUGAGAGGUGAAAAGGACUUACAAAAGCUUGUUAGUGUCCACUUCCUGAGCCAAGAGUUAGGGCAGUAUCUCAUUAAAGAAAGACCCGGCAUGCUGUUUUUCAUCUUUAAUAAAGAUGCUAUUGGUGUUCUUGUUGCCCAUGAUCUCAAACAAGGGGAAUUUGUCCUGCAGGUACCAUUUUAUCCACCUCAACAGAAGCUUGAGGACUUUAGUUCUGAGAUGUGUAAGAGAUUGGUCUUCAAAUUGGUCGGCCUAGAGCUUGCAGACGUCAACGUGGUGGAUAUUAAGCCUUGGGUGAUGCAUGCUGAGGUAGCUGAGAAGUUUCUAUCUUGUAACAACAGGAUAAUACUUGCUGGUGAUGCAGCUCAUCGCUUUCCUCCUGCUGGUGGUUUUGGGAUGAAUACUGGUAUUCAAGAUUCUCAUAAUCUUGCUUGGAAAUUAGCUUGUGUAAUCAAGGGUGUCUCACCAAUAUCAAUUCUCAACUCUUAUGAACUAGAACGCAGUCAGAUAGCCCAAUUUAAUACAGCACUUAGCGUCCAAAACUUUAAAGCAGCAAUGAAAGUUCCUACUGCACUUGGUCUUGAUCCAACUGUAGCAAAUGCAGUACAUCGAGCUCUUAAUGAUACUGUUGGUUCCAUUCUGCCAUCUGUACUUCAAAGGAAAAUAUUAGAUGGAAUAUUCAGCAUAGGUCGUGCACAACUCUCAGAUUUUGUAUUGAAUGAAAAUAAUCCACUUGGAUCUGCAAGGCUAGCCAAAUUAAGACAGAUAUUUGAAGAAGGACAGAGCCUUCAGCUCCAGUUCCCUACUGAGGAUCUUGGUUUCAGGUAUCGGAAAGGAGCAUUGGUGUCUGAAGAUGAUAGUGUGUUGAAUGUGCAUGAAGCACCAACAGGACGAAGAAGGGAUUAUAUUCCUUGCUCGGAACCUGGAGCAAAGCUCCCUCAUAUGAAUGUUAAACUGCUUUCUAACUCGUCAAGCAAGGAAAUAUUCUCUACUCUGGACCUUGUAUCUGGAGAUAAGGUUGAGUUUGUCCUUAUAAUAGCACCAUUGAAGGAGUCCUACUGUCUGGCUCGAGCUGCACUAGAGGUGGCGAACAAAUUAAAAGUGCCUUUAAAGGUUUGUAUAAUGUGGCCAAGUGGAAGUAUUGGUGGAACUGGAAUAAGUGAGGCUGCAUUGACACCCUGGAAAUCUUUUGAAGAAGUUGUGGAAGUGAAGAGGUCAUCAGAUUCACCAUCCUGGUGGGACAUUUGUCAGAUGACAGACAGAGGAGCCAUAUUCGUGAGACCCGAUGAACACGUUGCUUGGCGUACAAAAUCCAGAAUUGCAGAUCCCAUCAUGACAAUGAAAAGCAUUUUCCACAUUGUUACAGGAGUGGAUUGAUUGCAUCUGAUAGCACCUUUCCAGCAACUUUUUUCCCAUUAAUGUAUGGUAAGUCUUGACAUUCCUUCUCUGAUUUACAUUGGCUAGAAAACAAGGUUGGAGUACUUUGCUUUUGAUUGGGUCGAGUUACCCAGUAUCUAUGCUUGCAGCUUCUCGUUGAAAUAAUUGAGGUGGAGCAAGUUUUCGGACAGCACAUAAAGAAGUACCUUCAUAAUAAUAAUCAACUUACUAUAAAUUGAAUAGUUUUUUGUUUAUGUUAGCAUACUAAAGAACAAGAACCAGUUAUGCUGGUUACCUCCAUUCAUUUAAGUUCUUGAAGUUAUAGUUUUGCUUACCUUUUAAAUAGCGCACUUGGAAGGAAGACUAUAGAGUUUGACAUAAAUCUGCAGUCAUAUCUUGGUCUUGAAUCAAUUUUGUCAUUUUUCCUAUGCAAUUUAUUUAUUCUGGCCUCAA